Molecule: messenger RNA, 1416 nt
Organism: Fusarium subglutinans
Lineage: Eukaryota; Fungi; Ascomycota; Sordariomycetes; Hypocreales; Nectriaceae
Exons: 1
Coding region: 1-1416 (471 amino acids)
Source: RefSeq, a predicted model, not a curated record
AUGAAGUUCUGUCGUCAGAUCGAUCUACGCUUCUUGUGGGUCGAUCAAUUUUGCAUCCCCCAAAAACGGGGCUCAAUCGACCCUGAGAUUCACCACAUGGCAUCAAUCUACUCCGGAGCAACUUGUACUUUGGUCGCCUUGAGUGGCACUACCUUUGCCGACCCCCUCCCAGGAGUUCGACCAGGUACAAGAAAUCCUGAGCCACAGCACCAGGCUACUAUAAAUGGUUUGAGUCUCAUGACAUGCUACCCAUCACUCUUCACAGAAAUCGAGAGCUCAGUCUGGUUCAGUCGCGGCUGGACCUUUCAAGAAGCAGCAUUCUCAAGACGAAUCCUUUUCUUCACGGCAUCACAGACUUUCUUCCUAUGUCGUGAGACGAUGUACUGCGAGGAAAGUGUCUGGGAAGUACCAGGAGGUAGUUCUAUGGCAGCUUCAGCAAACACGGAAACAAUAGAGGCUGGGAGAAUAAAGGAUCUAAUGCUCCUCCGUUCCAAUGGAUCGUACCCAGAGGGGGGCUAUUACAGGAUUGUGGAGGAGUACACCAAGCGGACCCUGGGUCAUCCUGAGGACAUCCUCAAUGCUUGGGCUGCCGCGGUCCAGUGGAUGGAGGAAGACAAGAAGUGGGGAUCAACAUGCAGUUUCGGUCUUCCUUUGGACCAGUUUGGAUUUGCGCCGGGUUGGCAACCACUUCAUGGCCAUAACCCUGAUCCUAACAGCCAACGAGCCGACUUCCCCAGUUGGAGCUGGUCUAGCUACCAGGGUCUAGUCGAGUGGUGUCUUGAAGUCCCUUCUAGUACGCGGACCUCUGGCGGGGCUCGAGAGAGCGGCUGGGGUAGGUCUGGCAUCAUCCAGGAGACAGAUAUCGACAUCAUGUUGCGUGAAAGAUACAAUAAAUAUCUUUCGCCAGUGCAUAUAUCCCAGAGCCCCUUCGCGCCGCCAAAUCCCAUCCUGGAGUUCCAAACCUCAGCUGCUCAUAUCACUGUCGCCAGAAAGCCCGACGGCAGGAUUGGGCUACCAAACUUUGAUAUGAUAGGGAACGACGGAUAUUCGAUUGGAAGCCUGCAAUGUGAUCCUGGCUGGCGUGGAAAACAACCAGAUAAGCUGGAGUUCAUCGUCUUUGCCACUGCCAAACUGACAGAUCCCGAGCCACCGCAGUAUUCCGGAUAUGCCGGCGGUUGUGGAACGAGCCGAUAUAACGCAAAGAUGAGCGGUCGUUUGUUUUCCGAUCAGCAUAGCUAUGACGCUGCUGUCUCUCGGUGGCAAGACUUAUGCUCGAGGGGCCGAUUUGUUCUCGAUGUAAUGUGUAUCUCCAGAGAAGAUGAUGGACUCGCCCGAAGGGUUCGGGUUAGCCAUGGUAUAUCCUUGGAUCAGUGGCUGAAGCUAGAGCCCGAGGAAGUGUUAAUCAGACUUGGAUGA